Maniola jurtina (meadow brown) is the source of this 728-nucleotide messenger RNA. RefSeq lists its product as uncharacterized. Lineage: Eukaryota; Metazoa; Arthropoda; Insecta; Lepidoptera; Nymphalidae. The coding region runs from base 85 to 456 and encodes 123 amino acids. The transcript is spliced from 3 exons. The record is from RefSeq and is a predicted model, not a curated record.
GGCAUUCGUCAACAGUGUUUGCUGAACAGAUACCCAUAAGAAAGCUGGUAUUGGUGUUUAAAAUAAAAAUAAUAAUUAAUAAUCAUGAAAGAAUUACUUUUUGUGUCUGCGUUGAUGUUGUUCGUAUGGACCGACGCGAAACCAGGUGUAGUAACACAGAAACCAGUUGAACUACAAAAAUCUGUCAAUGCUGAAGACAAUCAUGUUCGGGUACGGCGAGGGAACGCAGAUUAUGGGGACUACAUGAGCCAGAAAUCGCGCUACCAGAGUGUAGCAGAUUUUGGAAGUGGAUAUAAUAACCGAAAUACAGUUUACUUUAGUAAAGGGCUGGAUACGCCUAAUCAAAGUGCAAUCAUAAUUGGAAGGGGAUCGAAGAACACGAAUACGGUUUACUUUGGUGUAAAACCUGGAUCAGUCAAGGGAGACCCUUUCACAGGAUCAUUUUGGGAAGAUUAAUAAGAAUACUACACUCAGAAAAAGCCCAUUUAUAUUGCCUACUAUAAAAAUAAAUCAUGUUUUGUCAAGUGUUUAUAAAAAAUUGAGUAUUUAAGAUAUAAAAAAACCGGCCAAGUCGAGUCAGACUCGCGCACUGAGGGUUCCGUACUCGGGUAUUUUUCCAACAUUUUCCACGAUAAAUCAAAAACUAUUAUUCAUAAAAAUAGUCUGACUCGCACUUGGCCGGUUUUAUACUUAACUCGUUGACGAUUACUCUUUCAAAAAUAUUUUCA